GGACAUUUUGAUACUCACCUGUAGUAAUGACCUCAGCAUGUGGGAAAGAACGUCACCAUCACCUUGGCUACAGGAUCCUGUCUUGGUGAAGGCCGGGUAGAGUUCGGGGGGAGAGAGGCAGGCAAAACCGUGUCAGGCAUCCCACAUCCUGAGUAGGCCUACUGUAUGCACUCACAGAUCAAGUUCCACAUGCAAGUGCUAGGUUUCUCCAUUCAGCUGUUACUCAUUCCAUCCAGUUGCCAGGAAUGUGAACUUCAUAAGAAGAAACAGAAGUUACAGCAGAAGGCUCUGCAGCAACCUAAGCAGAAGAAAUCCAAGUCGGCUGAAUUUCUGAUGGGCGGAAUGGAGGAGAGUGCUGUGGUGGAAGGCAUUGAAAACCCUGUAUUCGAUGGCAGCUACAGCACAGAGCUUUCAGCUUCUCAGGCUUCAGCAGGGAGAGAAAUUCAACGUGACAGGCAAGAUAGCACCCUUGCAGCUCACCAACAAAAAAUGGAGCUGCGAGCCCCUGCCAAACCAAGAGUUUCCACAGGAAAUGAGCGUGCCCGAAAUUACUUUGACCCAGCGCUGGUGCAGGAAACCAACCCAAGGCAGUGCGGGAUGGCGGAGGUCGGCACAGAAGAUGAGCUGGAAUUAAAAAUAAUGAACCAAGAUGAAAAGGGCCUAUAUCAGAAAAUGGCUGAAAUGCUGGACGCUGACGACGACAUAACCAUCAUAGAGUUACCAGGUAUGGCGCUCGCCCACAGGGAGGAGGAAGAGGUGUGGAAGGUGAGGGCCGGUGAUCCAACGCUGCGUGUCGAUGCCGGUGCUGCAGGCCGUGGGCGCUUCAUGGCGGCAGUGGAAGAAGGGGAAGAAGAGGUGAUCCCCCGCUACGCUCAGCAGCUAAGGGAGCGCAUGCUGCCUGACAUGAUCACGCUUGGCAGCCUUUCACUGGAACAGGAUACACAUCUUCAAAGAGAAGGGAUGUCUCAGGAAAAUGAGUGGGUGAGGAAGAAAAGACUAAUGUCCUUCUUAAGGGGAAAUGCAAAGGAACCCCAGGCCCAGUCACACAGAGACUGUGACCAACAGGAGAGGAUACUGCAAGACAGGCUGUAUGCAGCGUUCCAACGCGCAGAGAGCCAGUUGCUGAAGGCGCUGAGGGAGCGCAAAGGUGAAGUGAUCGCCAAAUACGGCGAGAUGACAGAAGCCUCCGCAGCAGCAGAAUCACCGUGGGCCAGGGAGCCAGGCCUCGGCUGGCAGGUGGAGUGGUCGCAGAGUCCUCAGCCCAUGGAAGUGCGUGUGCGCUGCCUACGGGCAGUCAGGGACAAGCUGCCCAGGGGCCUUUACAGCCUCAGUGUGGCCCUCCACAGCCGUCUGGGAGGCCCCGCCCUCACCUGGUCCUGUCUGAAGGAGGAGCAGUGGGCUGGGACCACAGAGCCUGUGGAGCACAGGGGCCACUUCUACGACACAGAGCUGCACGUCAACCAGAGCCUGUUCACUAUCCUGCCUGCGUCGUGUGACAUGCUGCCCUCCAUGGUCCUGCUGUUCAGGCUGCUGGGCCUGACGGGGGAGCGGAGCCCGGUCGGCACCACACUGGGCUGGGCCGCCUUCCCUGUUUGCCACGCCACCCUCACAACUGUCCAGGGGCGCUUCAAGACCCCCAUCCUCAGGGGGCUCCCGCACCCCCACCUCGACCAGUUCCGCAAGAUAGAAGGCCUUAUGUCAGCCGACCUGGACAACUGGCUGUGUAACCUGUACUUCCAGGUGAGGAAGCUCCCCAGUGGAAGCUCCAGAAGGGAUGAGGAGCACAGUGUCACCCUGCAGAUCCCACCUCUCCUCGUCCCCCCUUCGCCCCCCCAGGCAGGCCCAAGCGGCACCAGCCCCAGCCGGGGGAGAGGCGGCAUCAAGCCGUGUCACCGGGGGUCCCCUCUCCACCUGUCUGCCUCACACUCCUCCUCUGCCUGCUCCUCCUCCACUCUGCCAGGGAAGAACUCCACAGUAGUGGUCCCUGAGAAAAUAGAGGAGAUGAGAGAUCCCUACACAGAGAAAGCAGAGACAUGGAUGCACUACAAGAAGAAGCCAAUCAACAAAAUAAAUAGCUCGAGCGCCCAUGUGAGAGGGAGCGCGGCACCUCCACCGCUUCUGCAGGGCCAGGCUGACAAACAGGAGACAGCAGCUCCGGCUGCAGCAUCAUCGGAGAAGAGGGAGAAUCUCUGGGCUAAGGAGAUGGAGGAGUAUACGUUCUCCCUACAAUUCCAGUUCCAUGCUCACACCGUGGAGCUGGUCUACCAGAAUUCCUUGCUUCAUACCCGCGAGGAGUUGGCUAUGGUCGUGGUGGGACCUCUGACCUUGAACGCCGUAACGUUGCUGCUGCUCCUGAUCAGAUGGGGCUGUCAGCUAGCGUUUGGCUCACUCCCCUCCUUCACGUCAAACUUUAUCAUGGCUUUGGGAGUGUGGACAGUGCUGGACCCGCUGGCGGUCUUUGUAGUGGAUGCCGUCCUGGGGCGUCUGUCCUACAGUGCAGAGUCUCCUGUUGCGGAUGCAGCCAAGCUCUACUGGCACUUCUACCGGACCGACCAAUCAGGGGCAGCUGGAGUGGUCAUCACCCUCUUCCUCUAUACCAUCCUCUUCCUCCUCUCCACCACCAUCCUCUACCUCUACUUCCUCAGACUCCACAACGAGGGGCGCAUGCUGGACAUCUUCCAGCGUCUCAGCGUGACCGAGGGAUCCUUCUUCGUCCCCCGGGACCUGGAGGUGUCCAACCAGGAACUAGACUACAUCAUCCAGAAGGCCGAGCAGUGGAGGGGCUUCAACGGAGAAAGACGCAAGGUGUCAGUGUAUGACUACAUCUGGACAGAGGAGGGCCCCUUGGCGGGCUGUGCCCCCCCCAGGUGUGACCCUCGUGGGGCCGUGCCCGCUGCAGGGGGCGAGAGCAGUACCCACGUGUCUGUCUACACCCUCUACCUGAGCGGGCAGCGCCACCGUUACAGGCACUUCCUACGCCAGCCGGACGGUGCCAUCCUAGAGGUGAUUGGUGACAUGGAUGGGGCAGAGCCUCCUCUCAGCACUAUGCCCCGCCCAGGUCAGAGGACGCCAGAGGUGAACCAGGAAGACGAAGGCACAAGCUCCACCCUCCAACUCAGGGAGAGGAAAAGGAGGAAGCCUGUUUGGCGUACUCAUCGCGUUGAGCCAGUAGGAGACAGUGGGCAUGGCUCGAUCUGCACUGCAAGGCCUUAGCCACUAAUGUCACUGUGAAGUGAAACAAAGCAGGAGAGGACACCCAGAGGACCAUUGGUACAGGCCAUACGUGCGGCUGCUCGGCCCUGAAAGAGACACAAUAGAAAUGGCGAUUGAAAUCAGGCUCGGGCCACGUGUAUCUGAGAUGUUGGGGGGUGUCGGUGGAAGAUGGGGGUUAAUUUCAAAGCUGAUGAAUAUCAAAUGAACAAGAGAAAGGUCGGUAACCUGAAACCGGCAGCUUCUCUUUCUCUCUCUCUCUCUCUAUCUCUCUCUCUCUCUUUUCUCUCCUCUCUCUCUUGUCUCUCUUCUCUCCUCUCUAUCUCUCUUUUCUCUCCUCCCCCUCUCGCUCUUUCUCUUUUCUCUCUGUCUCUUUUCUGUCCACUUUCUCUCUGUCUCUCUGUCUCUCCUCUAUAUUUCUCUCUCUCUCUCUCUCUCUCUCUCUCUCUCUCUCUCUCUCUCUCUCUCUCUCUCUCUCUCUCUCUGUCUCUUCUCUCUUUCUCUCUCAUUCUCUCUAUAUUUCUCUGUCUCUUUUCUCUCCUCUUUCUCUGUCUCUUUCUCUCUUCUGUAUUUCUCUCUCUAUCUCUCUCUCCACUCUCUGUCUCUCUUUCUCUUUUCUCUCUGUUUUUAUGGUGUAAGGUUGGGUUUUUUGUUAUCUUUUGAGUGUGAAUAGAGUGUGAUGGGUGAUGGUGAGGCAUGAGGAGGAGAGGACUGUGUUGAAGCGCCACCUAGUGUCACGGAGCUGAAUGUCACCUGGAGCACAGAGGGAGGAGAGAAAGGUGAAAACAAAGGCCUUGACCAGUGUUAAGGCCUUUGUUUUUUACUCGACCUGGAGAGAAUAUCCAUCCUAUGAAAUAUUGCUCUAUCACUUCAAAAAUAUAGAUUUAUAAACAAAUACAGACGGUUUAUGUUUGUAAUUAGAGGUACAAUGACGUCUUGUGUCAGAACUAGUUUUAGCAGGAACAGUUGUCAUACUGUAGGAAGUGCGUUUCUAUUAGCCUUAAGAACAAGUGUUCCAGUGUUGCUGGAAACGUUUCGUGCACAAAUUAAAGUUGUAUAAAUAUCUCCUUGGUUGCCAUUAUGUGUAGAGUUACAGGUAAAAGAGCUCAGCUUGGUCUGCAGUCAUUUGAUAGUCACCAGCCACCAGCAGCCACCAGUGACAAUAGCCUUGGAUAAUUACUACAAGUCAAUGAGUAAAGUUUUCCCAAUCGUUCAAUGUGCCCUUGAAUCCAGCACUGUCAACACGGAUUCAUCGUUGACAUUUGCUCCGAGUUAUACCCAUCGCCAUCAAGCCUCAGCUACCAGGAGACUGACAGUGACAUGAUGCUGUCACAAAGCAUAACGGUAACAUCCACUGAGCCCCCCCCUGUCACUCCGACCCUUGGCCUCAGGGCUGCUCCCUAGCCCAUUUAGGUUUAUCACAACAAUGAAAAUUAGCAUUAUACAGACGCCUGUGCACAUCGCCCCUUCUAGGGUAUUUGCCCGGGCUGGAGUGACAGUGUCACCUUCUUAUCUAAGAUGAUGUUGUAUAGACAGAGACAUUUAGCGAAGAGAUAGCAUGGGGAUUUGGUGGGACUACCGUCUGUGGUGCUUUGUCACUUUAGAUGAAUUGUGGAAGGGAUUAUUAUCAUGAUCAUUUUUAUAUUAUGUUUCCUGGCAUGUAGCCAGCGCCCUGUCGCUUGAUGUGUUUGUGGAUUACAUUUACCGAUAGGCCUCGUGAUAGUCAAUGAUUCAACUGCAUUUUUCCUGUUAUGAAUCAAAAAACAUUUUGGAUAAUACGGUCCCUUUUCCCUUUAUCCUGUGUGUUAUGUGCUUACAAAUGUUCUGUGUAACUACAUGAAUUAAGUCUAUAGAGACCCAUGAAUCUUAGUUGGCAGAACUUAAAUAUGGAAUGCUCAUGGAUGUGUACAUUCCUUAAUAAUGUGCUUUAAUGCAAUUGGUCCCAAUAAACCUCAGGAAUGUGUUCAAAUUUGUGCUGUAUGUUUCAAGUAGGUAAUUGGGGCUUGAGCACAUCUCCAAACCAUUUUUUUGACAAUUCCAUGUUAGCUCAAGAAUCUAUGUUAGCUUCUGUUGUUGACUGCACUGUCAAAAUGAAAAGUCUCAGUCUGUUUCAAAACAGCCACAGGUAGAACAUGGAGGGCAGUAAAAACAGAUAUUAAAUAAAGAUCAGUAAAGGUAGCGCUAGGGAGAAAAUGGAGGACGGACCUCCGCAGAACUUUUCUCCAAUUAUAAAACAUAUUUAAAACAACA
This is a messenger RNA of Oncorhynchus keta (chum salmon), 5460 nucleotides long. It is a transcript of the gene ofcc1, whose product is annotated as orofacial cleft 1 candidate 1. Lineage: Eukaryota; Metazoa; Chordata; Actinopteri; Salmoniformes; Salmonidae. The record is from RefSeq and is a predicted model, not a curated record. Gene Ontology annotation, cellular component: perinuclear region of cytoplasm. The transcript has 22 exons. Bases 166 to 3213 code for a protein of 1015 amino acids.